AUGGAAGAGGAGGAGGAUGACAGGGCAACAAACCCACAACCAGGUGGAGGUACAGGUGCAGAGGAGCCGCCAGUGGAUGACGGAGAGCCGGGAAGUGAUGGAGAAGAAGUGCAGGCUGACGGGUCGACCCCAGAUUUGCUGGAGGAGGUGGAAGAAGCUGAAACUCAGGCUGAUCUGCCUGAUGACACCGAGCAGCUUGAAGAGUCUCAGACAGCAGAAAAUGUGGUGAACUCAAUAGAAACUGCUGAAACUCAGGCUGAUCUCCCCGAUGAUACGAAGCAGCUCAAUGAAAAUGUUGGAAACUCGACAGCUACAGUGAAGGUGGUGCUGGUGCCGGAGGGUCAUGUUAUGACGGUGGCGUUCGCCAUCGGUCUCAGCAUUCAGGAGCUGAAGUUUCACCUCGCCGCGGAGCUCAGAGUUCCUGCGGAGGUGCUGCAGAUCUCUCUGGACGGCAGGGUGGUGGAGGAGAGGCAGAGCCUGAUGGAGCUUGGCGUCCGGCCUCACAGCUCCACCCGGCUGGAGAUGAGCUCCACCGACCCGACUGCCCACCCACUCCGCCCCCUCCGUCCCCCAGAGCACGACGACAUGCCGGACGUCAUCACUGUCCGAGUCCAAACAGAUGACGGAGUGUUCCAGGAGGUGGUGGUGGAGAUCGAGCGGCCCCGCCAGCAGAAGGCCUUCAGGGGCGGCUACAGACACCGGCUGACGGGGGUGGAGUACCACCACGCUGCCGUCCAGACCUGGCCCAAGAGGAGACCUGACAGAGGAGUGGUCGUCGUCAGCCGUGACACGCAGACUGUCGAGCUGAAGUCUCAGACCCAGCAGUGUCCGGUCAACGUCUCCACCCAGAUGACCGGGAUCGGCUGCUACGUCUCCUGUAUGAACGACAGGCUGGUCGCCCCCGGCAACUACAUCACUGCUGAGGAGUACCACAACAGGAGGCUGAGAGCUGUGAUUUGUCUGCAGUCGUUUGCACGGCGCUGGCUCGCCCAGCAGGCGGUGGACCACCUGAGGAGGGAGCGGGACCGGCGGCUGGCGUGGCUGGAGCUGCAGGAGAGGAGGAGGAGGGAGGAGAAGGAGGAGCAGCUGAGAGACCGUCGCCAACGCUGGCUGAGCCCGCAGAGGAGGGAAGACUUCAAUCUGCUGUACCACGCCCUGGAGAAGUGGAGGUGUGAAGAGGAGCAGCAGAUCAAUUCGUCCAUGCGAGGAGCUGAGAGGAAAGCCGCGCUCUGUUUGCUGCUGCAGCAGGAGACUAAGCUCAUCGCCGCCAUCGGACGCCAUCGCAUCGCCGUCCAGAACAACAACUAUGACAAAACCAUCAGGAACUUCCUCGACAAGUCUGCGGCUCCUCAUCGGUGGCGAGCGGCAGACGGUCGACUGCUGGAGAUGGACAGUCAACACACUGUCAGAGCCAGAGAGCUGCGAGACCUGUACAACGACGUCAGCCUGCCCGAUGUCGGCCAGGAGCAGAGACUGGACAUCCUGAUGACACUCAAACACACCGUCAUGGAGCAUGAGUGUCAGCUGACCCGGGACAUCGUGGAUUUGAUUGACAGGGAAGUGGACCUGAUGAUGAGGGGGGUCAAGGCAGCCAGUCUGGAGGGGCUGAGGAAGAGGAUCUCCACUCUGCUCCUGCAGUACAUCAAAACACCAGCGUUUAACCCUGAGGUGGCCAAGCUGCUGAAGGUUCCCCAGAAUUCUUCCCAGCUGAAGAACGACAUGUUCCUGUGCCGCAGCUGUCAUCGUUACCUGCGCUCCGCCAACUUCAGCCCGGCCGCCAGCGCCCGUGUGAGCGGUCAGUGUCGGGACUGCGUCAGACUCGACAACAUAGCUAGAUCCCGCGAUGACUUCACCUGCUACAAAAACAUCCUGAGCAGGCUGAGAGCCGACGAGCAGCGGCUCAAUGAGGACGCCAAGAUCCCCUUCCUGCUGCAGGCGCAGGACGUGCGGUACCUGGUGGAGGUAGUCUGGGCGUCCCGUUCAGCCUUCCAGGCCAGCAGCGACCUGUACAACCUGGUGUUUGUCCGCUGGGAGCAUAAGAGGGACUGGAGCCCCUGGAACUGCAUCCUCCUGUCCAAAGAAGAGACGUCAGCUCACCUGGAGGUGCAAGACGUCCACAAGGCAUACGAGGCGACAUUCAUCUGCAGGAUCGAACACAAACACAUGCUGGCUCGACGCCACUUCAGCCAGAUCCCCGUCAUGGCCGAGUACCUGGACUCUCAGCCGACUGCUACCCUGGGCAACCAGCUCGUCUCCAAGCCCAUCACCAUGACAGUUAAGCACGCCACCGACUCCACGUCGGACUCAGCUCGUUAGCUCGUGA
Seriola dumerili (greater amberjack) is the source of this 2323-nucleotide messenger RNA. RefSeq names its product IQ motif and ubiquitin domain containing (gene iqub). The record is from RefSeq and is a predicted model, not a curated record. Gene Ontology annotation, cellular component: motile cilium; acrosomal vesicle. The transcript has 15 exons. Gene Ontology annotation, molecular function: protein binding. NCBI's taxonomy places the organism in Eukaryota, Metazoa, Chordata, Actinopteri, Carangiformes, Carangidae. Bases 1 to 2316 code for a protein of 771 amino acids. Gene Ontology annotation, biological process: cilium assembly.